AUCUGGUUUCAAAGUUGAAUCAAACUGUGUCGCAAGCAACGAAUUGUUUUCGGUGUGUCCGGCCACCGUUAUCUCAGUUCUUUGGAAAAACAAGAAAUCAUGUUCCAGGACGCCUCCCGUUCCGAAAUAGUUGGACUUUUAACAUUUCAUUUCUCUUUUCUACAUCGUCGUCGUCGAAAACACGAAACAUUUUUGAGCGCAUUUCCUGAAACUUGCGAUGGCAUUUUUUUAAAAUAUGACGGCAUACGUUUCUUUCUAAACAAUCCACAUUGAAACAGACGGCCCAACAGCGCGAAGUUGUCCAACUAUAUUUCAGUUCAUCAUCGUGAUUUGAAUUGAAACGAGAAAAUGUUACCGUUUCACGGGACUCCCGAAAUCGAUCUUCCUUCCCAGCGUUCGUGCCCAUUUCAGCUAUCGAGCUCACAAUGAUGUGGCCUGUUCAAAGCGCUCGGUUAAAACAAAACAAUUUGCUCGGAUUAAAUGACUCGUUCAAAAAGGCGCUGGAAAGGUUUUCUGUUACAGGAUAUUAACUCGGCUUUCAUUUGGCGACACAAUCGCGCGUGAUUCAGUCGUCAGUUUUCCGUCAUUCCAAACGAGACGUUGUUUGUUUUGAACGUGCUCCCAACAAUCACGAACGAAAUUCAUUGACCUACCCCCGCUCUCGGCACAAAAGAAAAUGAAGCUCACCAGUUCCUACUGUAAAAAUGGCAUCGUGAUUCUCUUUCUGUUAACGUUCGUCAUGUACGCCAUCCAACGGCCGACAGUUCUUCGGGCAGCAAAAACAGCGACGCGUCAAAAUAAAAGCAUUUUAAUUUGGAACAGUCCCGAACGCAUCGAAACGGCCGCUUUCGGCGUUGGCCGUUCGCCUUUUAUCGAACACGGUUGCCACAUCAACGAGUGUCUCAUCUUCGAUGACCAGUCGGCUCUUCCGUUGGAUAAUUACGAUGCCAUCAUCGUGCACGUUCACGAGUUGUGGUUAACAAAGUUACCCGAUUUCCAAAGACGAGGUCACCAACGUUUCAUCUUUCUGACGCAAGAGACGCCCUUAAUCUCGCAAACUCUGGACGUUUCUGCGCUGGCAAACGUGUUCAACUGGACCAUGACUUAUAGACUCGAUUCGGACAUUUUGUUGCUUUACGGACGCAUCCAUCCGCGCCGGACGGCCCCCAAAACUGCCGAAGACAUUCGAACAUUGAUGGGGAAAACGCGUUCGAUGUCGGCCAAGAACUACGCGGCCAAUAAGACGAGCGCGGUCGUUUGGAUGGCGUCUCAUUGUGACACUCCGAGUCGGAGGGAGGUCUACAUCCGCCAGUUGAGCGCAUUCAUUCCCGUCGAUAUUUACGGCGGGUGCGGACCGUUGACGUGCGAGCGCAAUCACACGCAUUGGCUUUCGCAUCCCAAGUGUUACGACGUCCUGGAAGCGAAAUACAAAUUCUAUUUGUCGUUUGAAAAUUCCAUCUGCGCGGAUUACGUCACCGAGAAGUUCUUUGAAAUUAUGCGCAAAGAGAUGGUGCCCGUCGUUUACGGCGGGGCCAAUUACAGCCGGAUUGCGCCUCCGCAUUCCUACAUCAACGCGCUCGAUUUCACGCCGGAGAAGCUGGCCGAGUAUUUGAAAAUGCUGGACGCUAACGAUACGCUGUACAAUGAAUUUUUCUGGUGGAAGGCUCAUUAUCGAGUGGAGGCUGGAGCGGAUCAAAUGGCGCGACACGGAUUCUGCGAUUUGUGCCGAAAACUCCACGAGGAAGAGGGCGUAACGCAAUACUAUUCCAAAUUAGUGUCACAGUGGGAUGCGAGCACUCAAUGCAAAUCUGAUUUAUGAACGAAUUUAUUUGGACUUGUUGAUACCAAAUUUCUUGUUGAGUUUUUUUCGUUAUAGCGUUUUGAAAAGCUGACGAAUGUUGCGAAAAAUAAACAUAGCACAAUGUUUACGCAAUUUGACUACCUGAUGUUUCGUGCGGCGAUUAAUAACUGAAUUUUUUUUUUAUCUGAUUGAUCUAUUUUUAAUAGUAUAUCGUCACUGAAUUGUAGUGAUAGCCUCCUUAGCUCAGUGGUAGAGCGCUGGUCUCGUAUGUGUGUGAAGUUAACCAGAGGUCGAGAGUUCAACCCUCUCAGGAGGCACGUGUAAAUGUCGUUCCUUUACGCGUGACACGGGUCUUAAUUCACUUAAAAAGUACUGCAAUGUGCGUUUAUUGUUUCACCGCUUCUUGCCAGUACCAAAACAUAAGCCUAUUGGAUUGUGAGCAUUUAAAAAUCGAUAUCGAAUGUCUGCAUUUUGAAAACGUUUUAAUUAUGUAAAGAAACAUUGGGGUAGGCUACUGUGUGCUAACAUAAUGGGAAAAAAAAUUAAUUAGAUUAGGAAA
Messenger RNA from Daphnia magna, 2360 nucleotides. RefSeq names its product alpha-(1,3)-fucosyltransferase C. NCBI's taxonomy places the organism in Eukaryota, Metazoa, Arthropoda, Branchiopoda, Diplostraca, Daphniidae. Gene Ontology annotation, cellular component: membrane. Gene Ontology annotation, molecular function: alpha-(1->3)-fucosyltransferase activity. The record is from RefSeq and is a predicted model, not a curated record. Bases 677 to 1819 code for a protein of 380 amino acids. The transcript has a single exon.